AUGUACAAGGUCCCAGCUGAAGGUUUUGACACAAUCACCGUCUUUGAACAAGAUUCACUUCCAAACACUUUACCAAAAGCCGACCGACCGCAUCUGCCGCCCGACAUGAUUUUUCGUUUUCGGGUCCUGCUCCCCAUCAGCCUUCUGAUCGCUUCUUUUCUCACCAUUUCUCUCCCAUCCUUUCCAUACUUUUUCGUAUUCUUAUGGACUCACUAUCAUCCAGGAUAUGUUAUCACUCUCUCCCGCUUUCCAGCAUUUUCCCUUCUUCUCCUUCUACUCUACUCCAUUCUCGCUAUAGCGGCUCACAUUAUCCUCGCAAUUCUUAUCGAGACGGGCGUUCUCGGUCUCGAUUCUCUAUCAAGAGAGACGAUCCUUUCUCUUGCUCUCCCAAGAUACGCCCCCUCUCCAUGGCAGGGCCUUCGCUUUUUUUUGCCUCAUGUCAUGGUUUCUGUUUCAAUAAUUCUCGUUUUCCUCUCCAAAAUACCAGAGCAUCAUAACUUUGCGAAUUCCUUCUUCAUCGUGGCUUGGUUUCGCAGACGAAGACAGCAACAACGCCGCGAAUUGCAACAGCGCCAGCCACAGCGACCCCCGGCUGUAUCCUCUCUUGAAGAAGCUCAUGUUCAGCCGUCUCAGCAAUACGGUCGUACUCCCACAGGACUCAUCCGUCGUUUUUCGAGACGCCCACCUGUUCGUACCAUCAAUCUCUCAACUAUCAAUGAAGAAGGCGUCAACCUUUUAGAAGCCAGUGAGCAGCUCAUUAGUGAUGUCGCCUCCUCUAUAACCGAUGAUGACACGCGUAUUGGAGCGACACAUCAAAAGCAUUCUCAACAACCUGGAGAGCCGAAGCUCACCAAAUUCGUUGCGUACAUGGCUGGACGUGCUGGUUUAUUUUGGUGCGCCGUUUCAACAUGGCUUGUGGGUGUGUCGUACUCCAGUCUAUGCACGUUUGUCUUUAUCUCUGUGUUUUCCAUGGUAGCCCUCUUUGGGGCCUUUCACAUAGAGAUUGUUCACCCGCGGGUGAAUACUGCACGUUGUCUUCGCUAUUUACGAUGUUACCGUGUUUUCCUCACGACGUAUGUGGCGCUUCUAUUUUGCUUUCAGCUGCCAUGGCUCGUUCGCUGGGCUGACCCGCAAUAUGGCACCACAGCGUCUGUUUUACAGUUGAUCGGGUUGGUACCGAUUGAUGCCAGCAAGCCAACUGGCUGGACAGCCAUCACUGCAUUCGGUGCUGCUCUCGUAACAUACCUAUUCACGGGAAUGUUCGAAUCUGCUUUGCAGGUCGUACAAGACUCAUGUAAUUUAGAAGAUGGGCCACCGUCAAGAGGGAACGCAGGUCCGGGUGAGGCGUCUCUGGAGGCAAACGCUGAAACCGAAGGAAGAGGGAUACUGCAGAAGCCUUCAUUCUAUGAACUGCAAUUGCUGCUGACUGCCCGUCAUGCGUCUUCACUGGGCCUCCUCGGAUGGGCGCUUGUGUUCCCGGGUAUUUUGACUUUACCAUUGCUGUUCGCUGCUAUUCUGUAUCUGAGUCUGAAGAGCUACCGCAAUUCGAGAUUAUUUCAAUAUCUAAUCGUUUACGCACUAAUCCUUCAAAUGGUUCACUUCUUGCUGAUUGCGGUCAUUGACGCCUUUCGAGCUGUCGAGGAUGACCCUGCGGUCAUGAAGUUGCUUGGAUUACAGUCUCUGAGGGUUUCAUUUUCCGUGAACUUGAUCGAGUCUAUCGCUUUCGGGUUGCUCUGUUUAAACCUAUUCAGCAGACGCCACAUUGAAAUAAUACAAGCAAGCGGUGAUCGUACAACAACUGGAGAUGUCCCAGGACAAAUUCAGAUUCGAGAUUUUGUUCAAAUGUCUCUGUUCUCAUCACAAUCGAGAAAGCGAGAUUCAAUGUAUUCGCCUUUAAAAUUGUGCGUUGAUCAAGUUGCCCUUGCAUCUUUGUACGUUGCUGGUGGUCUGGACCUUACCGAGUUGAAUUCAGUGUUUCUUGGCGCACUGUCUAUACUAUGCGUUCUGCAAUCCUUCGGGCUUUUCAGGCGCCCGAAAUUGUUUACGGUCGUGUGGUCCAUAGUCUUGGUGUAUUCAAUUUUAUUCUUACUCACAACAGGAACAUUUUGCAGAGCAGUCGAUUCCGUGUGGGAAUGUAGCCUGGAUGACAUUGGCGUCAAGAAGGCAAAUACCGGCCAAGUGGUCGCAUAUGCAGCCACAGUAGUCCUGGCUUCGAUUCAGGUAAACUACACGUGGUCGCACACUGCGGAAGGCCGGAUUGAGGAGUUUGAUGGGCGAAUCUGGAGAGCAUUGCGAAGCUAUUUUUUGUAUGUGGCUUAUGCUGCCUUACUGUUCUACCCACUCCUGUACCAAGCAAAUUUCUUGUCGUACGGCCAUGUCAUCUUUCUUUUUUUGACACUUCUGGUUGAGCUUUUGCCUUCCUCGUUGAGAGGCCAAACACCAACUGCGCGGCGAGUUAUUAAGAAAUAUUGGUUCCUGGUGGUAGUAUUUACAUGUGCAGGUAUGCUUUCCCGAUACUUUGUGAGUUUGCAUUGGUCAUCGCAGAGCCAAGAAGAAACUCGAAGGUGGCUAUUUGGGCUUGAUCCUGGAGAUUCUACAUUCGUGAUCUCGAUGGGAGAUGCGAUUCUUCUCAUUCUUGUAUCUCUGCAAGGGCGCUUUUUCGUCGUAGAUUAUUUUGCGACGCAAGGAAAGUCGGGAGACAGGAGUGAGGGCAGCCCACCCGACGAAAGCACGGUCCAAAUUAGUGGCGCUCUUGAUAAUCGUGAUACGAUCUCAGAACCGGGCGAUGCCAGAUCUCCGAUGGAGCAGGACCGCGACACUCUGAUACUAAAACAUCGGAGACACAAGAGCCUUCAAGAGAAUCUCACCUCGGAAUUCACGGCCGAGCCAUUAUCCUGGCUUGCGGAUAGUCCUGGAACGGGUCCAUCGGGGGAGUUAUUGAGGAAUCGAACGAUAAACGACGUCUCGGAAGUACGUCGCCCAACUUCACGCGAGCUGUCUAAUGUCACGAAUGAAUCAGAGCGUAUGCGAAAAGUCGAGGCGGAGGAGCGCAGAAGAAAUGAGCUGCAACAAGUACUCAAUAGAGAGCGCAUCGAGCAAGCGCUCGACAUGUUUCGGAACUUCCGCAAGAGUGUCCCAGUGAAGAAGACUGAACAGUUCUUGCAAAGCACAUAUGCGUCUCUCGUUAUGCUUCUUCGGAGCGUUAUGUUGAAAUACAGUUAUGCUCUCGAAGCUGUUGCUAUUCUUGCAGCUUCGAUCUGGUUGCCAGGAUUUUCAGUUUUCGGUGCGCUUUACAUAUUUCUUGGCUGCAUCGUUCUGCUUGCUGAGCAGCCAGCCUUUGCCCAUGAGGAAAAUGAGGAGCUGCAACCUGGUCAACGCAUCUCGAAAUCUAUGCCAUCAGUUCUCCUUAUUCUAUCAUUCUCCUUAAUGUCCGCGCAAUAUAUUUUCUUAAUCAUUCUCCGGAUGAAGGACUCUAGUGGCGGAUUCGUCACCUCGUAUAUUGGAUUGCAAACACCGCUGAAUGCGAACACUCUGCCAAUCGGUGUAGAGGCAAUGAUUGCACACGUUUUAGUUUUCAUCACUGCAAUUGUACAGAAGAUAGCUGUUCGCUGGGCGAGAAUGGAUGCAGGUAGCAGCAUGAACAGGGUUGACAAGUACGCUAGCAGCCUCAGGAGCACCCGUCAAGGUCCAGCUGAAGAUGCAAACGCUCUGGAUAGUGCAGUUCCGAUAGGUUCAGUUCUCAAAGGGGUGGGAGGUCCUGUACAACCACCUAGUAAUGACGUCUCUGGUGCUCAGUCAUCUUUUGUUACAGCGUAUGGUGCUAGCUGGUCAGAAACAUCCGGUUGGAGGCCUAAUCGCGGCAAGACGUCCCAAUUGAGACAAGUCUCGAAUAACAAGACAUCUGCGCUUGAGCAGCUCUCAGAAUCGGGCAUGGAAAAGAAGUCGGAUCAAGAUAGAAUCGAGCAAGUGCGCGGGAAGGUUUCAGAUUUUGUGAAGCACUUAGGCAACCGUUUGAACGCAUUAACAUCUUUGCUGAGACCAUUUUGGAAGGAUUGGGGCUCCGACGUGACUUUCAUGUACUUGGUCAUCUGCGGUGCAAUUACUGACACAGUCUUUUCCAUUGUCUAUGUCGGUAUUGUAUUGGUCAUUGGUGGCUUCAAAAGGAAGAAGCUUACCCGUCACUGGCACCAGAUAUCACUCUUCCUCGUAAUCCUUGUGCUCAUGCAGUAUGUGCUGACGCUAGGCUUGCCCUCCGAGAUGGAAGAGCCCCAGAGUUCAGAUUCGUUUCAGAAGUGGAGAGUUUGGUUGUUGCUUGAUAGGGAGAACAAUUCUUCAGAGCGGAAAAUUGCUGUUACUUUUGCGUUUAUUGCGGUCAUAUGUGCUACCAUUACUCUGAAUUCAAUCUCAGCAGGUUCAAGGGGAUUUUCGUACUGGUUCCAAAAGCUUCAGAAACGGAACUUAGCAGGGCGUGAGGAGUCUCUUGAUGACCCUGACGAUGAGGAGCACAUCCUAGGAGCACUAGAAGAAAGUGAAAGGUCAAGCGAAGGCAGCAUACGUGAUUCUCCAGAUGUGUCCGAUCCGAAGCCUGAGCCCGUCCCAAACCAGAACCGAGGACGCAAAGUUGUCCAGGAAAGGUUCACAUCCAGAAAUGCUGAAUCAUCACAGAGGUCGGUCGACAUCUCACGAGGUUCCAGUGGAGAAAUUAGGCCAACAGAUGUCAAUGGGAUGGCUCUCUCUCAUGCGAAUAUGGAAUCUAAUUUGGAAGCUGGAGGAGUUUUGAAGGAGUCCAAUCCACAACCAAGGGUAGACGGGAAGUCCCCACUGUUUCCCGUUUCAAAUGAGCAAUUCCUUUCAGCCAUGACUAACGAUAGUCUGGAGGGAUCCGAUUCAGAUGAUAUUGCUAAACGACUACUAAGGCCGAAUGACCCGAGAGACUUCACUCGCAGACCUAUAUCGUUUCAGAACGCCGUGAAGCUAAACUGGAUGCGACUUAUGGGUGGCUUUGUUCAGCUGUACGUCUUCGCCGUGGCCACUGUAGACACAAACGUUAUCAGCGCUAUUCUUUUGGUGGUCGCCUUUUCUUUCCUUUUCCAAUUCACGAAUAUCCCAGCAAAGAAGGCCCGCUUCAAGUUUCUACGCGGUUAUGUCAUUACGGUUGUUUUUCUCCUCGUGAUAUUUCAGGCUCCUUUUGAAAGAUCCGGCGAUGGUGGAUGGGAAGAUAUUCUAGGCCUCUACAGGGACGAUACGGAACAAGGACAAACCAUGCUGUAUUUGCUGGUAUCGCUGUGGAUUGUUUGUCAGGUUCAGGGUCGCAUCUAUGAAAGUCGAGAUUUUCAGUACGUGGAGAGAUACGGUCAUGAAGACGCCAAGGUACGAUUCAAGCGAGCUGUCCAUGAACAUAACGGCCGAAAAUAUGAUAAGCUACUUGACCGAAACAAGGCGGAGCGCUCUAACAACGCAAGGAAAGCCAGACUUACCCGUUUAAAAGCACUGAAAGAAUCAGAGAAGACGGUUGAUGCCUUUUACAACGUAUGUGUUGUUCAUGAGAUUGAAUUUCUUCGCAAACAAGCCAAAGCGGCUGAAGCGAGCGCAUCCAAGUUCUCUUCACAUUGCCAAACUGAGACCCCAGAAGAUGAUGAGCAACUGCCCCAGGGGACAAAUCGACUAUUUAGGAAGUUGCUACGUGGUAAGCGGUGGAAACAUUACAUCUCCCAGACGCUUUCGGCGGAAAUGAAAGCGUUUAUAUUUCGGUACUCGGCCUGGCCAGUGUAUGGAACUAUGGUGUUUGCAGCAAUCAUCAAUCCCAGUAUCACUACUAUUGCUUAUCCCCUGGUUGUGUUUCUAUAUCUGAUUGUUGAGCAGCCGAGGCCACCGAAACAUGCUUGGACUGCUCUGAUGGUAUAUGUGUGCUGCGUCAUCAUGUUCAAAUAUGGUUUCCGAAGCCGAUACAUACCUUUUUGCAGCUCAGGCGUGCCCUUUUUUGAGAUCGCAGCUGAUCAAUCUGAGCCAAGCUUACAAAAUUUCACAGACUGUGCACCUGCUGCCGGGAUUGGCUUUGAUAUUUUUAUUCUACUCGCGCUUUUGGGUCACCGAGCUGUUUUGUAUUCACGUGGUGUGUGGGACCUGGUGAUGUCUGAGGAAGACAUGCUGCUUAGAAGUGAAAUCAGGGGACACGAGUUGGAUACAUCUCCAGAAAUGAGUUGCAGCGUUGAAUCGCGUUCUACUUUUGAGGGAAGCAAUAGCAGUCAAGGCAGUGUCACUGAUGAGAACGGAAUUGUGGAACAUACUUGGACUGCCGUGCAGCAAUGCGACGAUGUGGAACAUGUACUAAGUCAAGCCAGAAGAGAUAUCGUUGGUGAUGUAAGGGGUCAAGUGAAAAUUACCAACCGGGAACAGGCGGGGCAGACAGCCGAUCAUUUCAAAGGGACACUGAAAAAUGAAAACUUUCGCUCCAAGCCGUCUCCUUCUCCCAGUGCCUCUAGGGUGAUUGCGCGUGCGCGAUAUGGCAAGAGCCCACUCGGAGACAGGAGCGGCAACAUGGACAUGUUACGACAUAGAGCCGCAGCUGUUCGGCAUGUUCGAGAGCCUGAACAAAGUAGAAAUAAGUCACGUCAAAGGACAGGGGACAUCAGCUUGUUCCCAAUGUCUGCGCCACCGCCGACGGGUGCCAUUAGAGGUACCGACCCUCGAAGUAUUCCAUCUCCACAAGAGUCCGAACUCCACCGAGUUCAUCAACACUUGCAAAGAUUUCGAUCUCUUCGAAUGGGUGUGCACAAAAUUGACGGCUCCUUUCCGCCGACCCCUGCUGCCAUGACAUCUGGUCAGUCCCGUGUGCAGCAGUCUCUCGCACAAGCAAGGAUUAUUCCUGAAUCUUCUCAGGGAAGAAACCUUACCCUAUUUCAUGAUGAGCAGAAGGGAGUACUUUCGAGUCUGCGUCAAUACUUUGUACGAAUGACUCGAGAAAACGACCAUAAGGCUGUGGGUGACUACUACUUGAUGAUCUUCAUUGUUGAUUUCAUUUCGUUUGUUUAUGUAAUGUUUGGAUACUCUGUAAUCUUUGGAGACUCAACCUCUGGGAGAGAAGAGACGUGGUGGACUACUAACUUCAUUGAAACCGGGCAUCUACUCACUUUGUUGGCGAUGUUCACGCUGAUUAUCCUCGAUCGAAUUUGCUACCUCACAAGAAGUAUGACUGGAAAAUUAGUUUUGCACUACUCAUCCGUGAUCGGUUACCACAUUGUUCUAUUUGUCGUUGAGGAUCACAUUGGCGAGCGAAUCGCGACCCAGAUAUUCUACAUUCUGAGGUGUAUUUAUUUUCUGCUCAGCGGCCUUCAAAUUCGAGAUGGAUUUCCGAUGUACACUACAGCACAGUUCUUGUUGAGAAACUACACUACUCUUGGCAUCGUGUUAUUUGAAAUAUACAUUUUUGUGCCAUUCUUGUGGCUGUCAAGAACUUUACUGGAUUGGGCUGUCUUGCCAACCUCCCUGGAGAUUUUUCAGUACUUCAGGUUCAUCGACAUUUAUUUAUGGUUGUACCGUAAUCGGACCGUGAAUGCUUCGCGCGGUGCUUUCAGGAGAAGGCUUGGUGAGAAAAGGCGUCUACUACCGCGAGUCUAUCAAGGAUUUGGUUUGUUCUUGUUGUGUGUAAUCGCCUUGUUUCUUCCUUUCAUCAUUUUCAGCAUCUUCAACCCGUUUGUGGUCGGACGUGAAUUAAACGACGCCCAAGUUACCGUCAAUCUGGUCACGUUUGAAGGGUCGUCAGUUUCUGGAGGGAAAACAUAUGAGAUAUUCUCCAGGACCUCAGCAGUUGGAGAGGCACUUGAUCGUGACCAAAGCUCCGAGGCUGCAGGAGCUAUCGGUGUUGUACUUGACGUAAGGGAAAGAGAAAAGAUAUUUGAGGCUUUAUUCAGCGCUGUUUCUGGGAACACUUGGCAAGUACCUGACGAGGAUGAAAAGGACCUGGUCAUGUCACUGCAGACGUACUCGACCGGAAAUGGCACCGGGGCCCCUCCUCUCUUAGACUUCUCCCUCACGGCAACUACGCAGGAUCGAAUGACGUUUGGAACUCUGGGCAGGCAGCAUACGUAUGAGUUGGAAGAGUCCCAGGCCGCGCAAAUUGCAAUCGCUCUAUCUGAAAAGUUCGACUUCGCCAUGAAAAUUCGUGCCCCGUUGCCAAGAUAUUCCAUUUUACAGUCUGGUGCAGGUGCUUUUCGAUCGUAUUCAGGCCAAGAGGGUUUCGGAGAUGUUUGCAUUCGCCUUUUCCAGCAGACUGGUUCUCCAGAUGUCGGACUCUCUUUUUGGACAAUGAGUGACGCGAGUAGGGAAGCAUCUGCAUGCACAAACACUACUCCUUUUGAGGAAACAGAUUCUCGAAGGCGGCACCUCCUCCAGAUUGCUGAUAUUUCCAAUUUGCAAGUAGGGGGUGCAACGAUUUUAACAUUGUAUACGGCCAUAUUGUUCACGAUUGCAAAUCUUUUGAAGCGAAUGUUCAUUGACAAGCGUCUAAUAAUCCCUUACAUUGACAUGCCAUAUACACUGCAUCUCUACCAACUAGCCUUGGACAUAAUGUAUGCUCGACAAGAUAACCAACUGGAGAUGGAAGAGAUACUAUACAAUGGAUUGAUCGAUAUCUACCGCGAUCAGCACGAGCUGGUACGUUGGACAGGGGAACGUGCCUUGAAGCUACCUGAAGCCUGGUGGGACAGUUCAGAGGUGGAUAACCCGUUCAUGGUGUAUCCUUCGUUCAGCGAAACAGCAGCCGAACCUUACAUUGACCGCAUUGUAGAAUAGGAUGUUUUGCUCCUUGAAUGUUGAAUACUGUAGCAGUACUAAUCCGGCCCUGCCCGUUGUUUGCGUCACUGGCACUCUCUAGCUCUAGAGAUAGAGAACACUGCCAGUACAUUCAUCUACAUUUAUUGUACAGCACCAAAUGUAAAAAGAACAUCAUAUUUAUGAAUGCUAUU
Chondrus crispus (carragheen) is the source of this 8963-nucleotide messenger RNA. RefSeq lists its product as hypothetical. NCBI's taxonomy places the organism in Eukaryota, Rhodophyta, Florideophyceae, Gigartinales, Gigartinaceae. The record is from RefSeq and is a predicted model, not a curated record. Gene Ontology annotation, biological process: cellular response to mechanical stimulus; detection of mechanical stimulus; regulation of membrane potential. Gene Ontology annotation, cellular component: membrane. The transcript is spliced from 2 exons. Gene Ontology annotation, molecular function: monoatomic cation channel activity; mechanosensitive monoatomic ion channel activity. The coding region runs from base 1 to 8790 and encodes 2929 amino acids.